AAAAGUGGUUUUGCCGCACAACCGUCGGCCGGACCGCACUGGUCGGUAUUCAGUUUGUGCGCGCGCGCGCGCUCGUUCCAACCGUCUUGUGUUGAAAUAUUCAGAACAAAUCGCCACAGGUUUCUAUUGUUUUUUUACACGCGUCCAAGUAAAUUUACCAAUUAUGUUGGAAUCUCGUGGAGUCGACAUUUGUAGUGUGUGAAUUUCCGUCGAACAACAACCCUUUAUCAUGUAUGCGGCUAGGAAUAGAAAUGCUACAACAGUAUGAUGUGCAAGUCUCCUUGAUGUUUGCUACGCAGAAAAUAGAUGGAGCAACACAAUAAACAAAAAAAAUAACAAAAAAAGCGUUUUUAUGACGACUAGACUGAGAUAAAUACGAUUCAUUUCAAAUACACGACUGGUUACGGUCGAACGACAACAACGACCAAUUUUAUGGGAGAAAUGAUCACCACCUGCAUAGGGUCCGAUCCGUGUCUCCGAUCAAGAGAUUUCAUCGAAUUUUUGGCAUUAACGUAACCGGCCAUGGAAAAGGGAAUGGAAGUAGCGGUGGUGGACCAGACCACCGACGACAGCUCAAGUCAAUGGAUUCGUUGUUGGGUCUUAGUGACGAGUACCUCAAUUACAACCACAAUUCCGAUGUAGUCACCAGAGCAUCACCAGACGUUCAAGAUUCCUUAGAUCGAGCAUUAAUGGAUUUUGAGGAAACCUUGGCACUGGCGUUCCAGUCGAAUUCUAUUGUACCACCACCUAAAGGAUUUUCUAACCAUAACCUAGCUGAAGGUCUAGAUGAGCUCAAUGGCAAUAGGCUAGAUAGUAGUAUCGAGAGCAGUUAUACUACUGGGAGUAGCGGAUAUUCAACUAAGCCAGAUCAACCCUCUUCUACAAUAGCUUCUACACAAAGGUCCUAUAAUACAUUUAAUGAACUCCAGCUCGUUAGGGAACAAAUGAUGGAAAGCCUAGAGAUUAUCAAAGACCUAGAGGAACAAGUUAAAUUAGUGCCAAAGUUAAAAGCGCAAGUAGCAACGCUGAAUACCGACAAAGAAAAUCUAGCAGCUGAGCUGGCAAGGCAAAAACAAUACAUUGAAAACGAGAAAAAAAUUACUAUAGCAGCCGAAAUUGAUAAAAGACGAAGUACCAAAGAUGUUGGUGUUAAUUGUAUUCCAAUAUACCGAGACAUUGGAGUGACGACACCACAGGCUCUAAUUGUAGAUACCCAAACCACGUUUACUAUAACUGAUAGCGCACCUACGAUAUCGUCACCACCCGUACCUGUUUCCACAGUAUCUGUUCAUACUCAAACAGCUGAAGCUAAAAAGGCGAUGAUGAUUGAUGCAGCGACUCAGUCUUUAAAGACAGUAGUCCGUACUGUAAACGUCGGAGUCAUGGCAAAGCCUAGGACUUAUGAUGCUAGCGUUAGUGCUAGAUCCGUUACGAAAAAUGUGGGAUGCACAGCUAGCAUCAAAGUAGUAACGGAACAGGUUGAUCGAGUGGAGGACACAAAACCAACAGCCGUGGCUAGACCAGUGGCACGGACUACACAGACCGAGUUUGAAUUACCUCGGAUCUUAACCGUCGGUCGUACUACACAGACCGAAUCGCGGUCCCAACGGCCUCCUUGCUCUCGAACAACCCAAACAGAAACACCAUUUACAACAGUAACCAGACGAUUACCCGUUACUAGAACCACUCAGACGGAUCCGGGUCCACAAAAAGUACCUAUAGGCCGCGCUUCUCAAACGGAUCCUGCUGUUCGAAAGACCACCAAAAUAGCCGUAACACAGACUGAUCAACCCAAUGCUCGUUGCGUGGCGCCUUCGAUAGGCCAAAGGAGUAAUUCAUUCCAUCAUUAUCCCGUAGCUCCACAGUUGGCCGAUCAUCCAAUGGUCAGAAGUGAAAGCGCUGUAACCGUAACCCCAUCGAAAAUUCCUAGACUGAAAUCAUUGACACCAGAGUUCAACCGUAAAGUGUAUAACAGACAAGACACCUAUACAAAAUCGUCGCCCGAAAUUUUCCGCCAACCAGUAAAUGUCGUCAAACAUAUGGAUCCAAUACCUUCUUCACCACCUGAAGUUCAAAAUGAAAACAGUUCUGAAUCCCAAUUGGCUUUCAAACCUAUUAAGGAUGAUCUUCCCAGAAAAAAUCCUAGUAACGAAAUGAAAUCGGCAUUAAAAGUUUUGAACGAUUCCUUAAAAAAAACUUCUGCUACUUUAUUACCCAGAGCACAAUUAAAACAUGCUAUUGAUAUUGUACGUGAAGAAUGGUUUAGGAUUUCAAGUUUAAGCGAAUGUGGCGUACAAACAGUUAUGAAUUAUUUGAAUACUUUCAAAUCAUAUUCUCCAGUAUUGUUAGAAUUCAUCAUCAACAUGACAGAUGCUGCGGGCAAUACAGUGUUGCACUACGCAAUUUCCCACGGCAACUUCGACGUAGUGUCAGCGGUAUUGGACACCGGUGUGUGUAAUGUCGACCUCACUAACGAUGCCGGCUAUUCCAGCGUGAUGCUUGUGUCUCUGACCGAAAUUAAAAACGGCGACCAAAUGAAAAUCAUCAAAAAACUGUUCAAGUGCGGUGACGUAAACCUGCAAGCCAAAAAACACGGCCAAACUACUCUGAUGUUAGCUGUGUCUCACGGUAAGACUGAUGUCGUCAAGUUGUUGUUGGAAUGUGGAGCCGAUGUAAAUAUUCAAGACGAAGACGGUAGUACUGCCCUCAUGUGUGCUGCAGAACACGGUCUCCAAGAUAUAGUCAAUAUAUUAUUGGCCCGUCCAGAAUGUGACGUGUCCAUUGCAGAUAAUGAUGGAAGCACUGCUUUAAGUAUUGCAAUGGAAGCAGGACAUAGAGAAAUAGGUAUUGGUCUUUACGCAAAACAGCACUUAGUAUCACGAGAAAACUCACCUUUCCAUUUAUCUAAGCCAAAACGAUCAAGAAGUGCUAACACUGUAAUGAUGUCAUCUUCAUCUCUAUCUCCCUACGUGUCUCUAAAGAAAUCGUCUACACUCCAACCUCGACAAUACUCUCCUCUACCAUCAAUGAUGAAAACUACAACUCCAUAAGCAAUUAUCGCUUAUCUCUGUUUAUCACCAACUCAAAAUAGAUAAAUAGUGAACGGAUUCUUGAACCGUCUGUUUACGAACAGACAUGUUCAAUUAAUUACAAUAGUUAUACUGCAACAUAUUUUUCAUGACAAAUGUACUACUAAUUCUUACCAUUAUUAUUGUUUAGGAAAUAAUGUUAAAUUGUUUAUUAUUUAUUACUUUUUUAUUAGAUACUCGUCAGAGUGAAUUUCUGUAAAAAAUUAUUUCAUAGUGAAAUGCUUUAUUCUAAUUGUAAAUUUGUUAAACUACAAUAUUUUGACUAAUAACACUAAUAUAGACGUGCUAUAACUUA
Daktulosphaira vitifoliae (grape phylloxera) is the source of this 3384-nucleotide messenger RNA. It is a transcript of the gene Kank, whose product is annotated as KN motif and ankyrin repeat domain-containing protein 2. Lineage: Eukaryota; Metazoa; Arthropoda; Insecta; Hemiptera; Phylloxeridae. Gene Ontology annotation, cellular component: cytoskeleton; cytoplasm. Gene Ontology annotation, molecular function: protein binding. Bases 582 to 3050 code for a protein of 822 amino acids. The transcript is spliced from 14 exons. Gene Ontology annotation, biological process: negative regulation of actin filament polymerization. The record is from RefSeq and is a predicted model, not a curated record.